Paraphaeosphaeria sporulosa is the source of this 759-nucleotide messenger RNA. Its product is annotated as RuBisCo LSMT C-terminal, substrate-binding domain-containing protein. The coding region runs from base 1 to 759 and encodes 252 amino acids. The transcript has 2 exons. NCBI's taxonomy places the organism in Eukaryota, Fungi, Ascomycota, Dothideomycetes, Pleosporales, Didymosphaeriaceae. The record is from RefSeq and is a predicted model, not a curated record. Gene Ontology annotation, cellular component: nucleus. Gene Ontology annotation, molecular function: protein-lysine N-methyltransferase activity. Gene Ontology annotation, biological process: peptidyl-lysine monomethylation.
AUGGAUUUUCAGCUGCCCGAUGGAGAUUCAAUUCGACCUUUGGCCCCCUUCGCGGACAUGUUGAACCACUCGUCCGAGGUUAAGCAGUGUCACGCCUACGAUGCCUUGUCUAGAAAUCUCUCUGUUCUUGCCGGGAAAAACUACGAAUCGGGAGAUCAGGUUUUCAUCAAUUAUGGGCCUAUUCCAAACAAUCGCCUUUUACGUCUCUAUGGGUUUAUCGUGCCCGGUAAUCCCAAUGACAGCUAUGACCUCGUUCUCAUGACUGAUCCCAUGGCCCCAUUUUUCGAGCAAAAGCACAAACUCUGGUUAUCGGCUGGGCUCGAUUCGACCUCUACUAUUUCUCUUACUCUCAAUGAUCCGCUACCAAGAAGCGUCCUUCGAUACCUCCAUAUUCAACGGCUGCACGAAUCGGAUCUUGCUAUAAUAGCGCCUCAUCAAAGCGAUGCUGCAGUUGAGAAAACCAGCGAUUCAAACGAAGUGGAAGUUCUGCAGUUUCUGGUAGAAUCAAUUUCUAGUCUUCUCGACGGUUUCGGAACUCAACUCGAAAAGCUGGAAGAGCAACUCGCAGAGGGGUUCUAUUCCCCGGGAGGGAACGCAUGGUCGGCGGCGCACGCCAGCUUGGGUGAACAGCGGGUGUUGAGAUUGACGAGAACGAUAGCGGGGGAUUUGUUGGCGGCGCUAGAGAGUGGAAGUGGAAAUGGGAGGGGCCUGUUGUCGGCACCGGCCCAAUGUGCGAAGUGCGAAAAGGCUUAUGUGUAG